AACAGUGACCUUUGAAUAUUUUAAGUUCCCAUGGGGGUGUGGGGUGGGGGCAAAUGUCGGGGUAUUAAGCAUACACUUCAGUUGUGAUGCAAUGUACCCGACGGCUGUGGUUUUUACCGGCAGCUGCAGGGCGAAAUGUUUUUGGCUGGACCUCAACAGCGGGACCAGCCCUACAAAUGCAAAAUGUCUGUGACUGACUGACUGACUGACUGAGUAAUCAAGUUACACCAUUGGCCGGAUCAUGUGUGUUAGGUCCAGCCAUAUACUAGGUUUUAACCUGGUCUUGUUUCAGAAUUCUUUUCUUAAAUAUCUUUCAUCUGCACUAAAGAGAAUAAGAAAACAAAUCACAGGAAUUUCCCAGAUGUUACCUUGUUUAAAAAUCUUCCGGCAUAUUUGUGAUGACAUCUUUUUAAAAGCAAAUGUGUCUACCAUUUAGGUUUUAUCCCUUGGUUGUUUUUAUACUGUAAAAAGACAGACUGCAGCCACGAAAAGCAGGGCAUUAUGUCUUAAAUAGCCUCUAAUUUCCUAUUGCUUAAAAAUGACCAAAGGGAAUACCGACUUGAGGAAAACUAUUGGUGGUGGUGGUUAUUACUGGGCGGAAGUGCUCAUACCCGUUUGUUCAAAGGUGCAGCCUUUCUCUACGAUGCUCCAAGGUAACUGCCCUACUGUCGUGAUGCCGUGUAUAUUGUUUUGGCUUUUUUUAAAUUUACUACUAACGUCUUAAAGUCGCAAUUCCACUAUUAAGGAUGCAAGCAGGACAGUUUUAACACGACCUCACAUUAACCACAACAAACCUUUACUUGGAAAUGGACUUACCUUUUGUACCACAUUAUGUACAUUUCAUCUUAAAGUUAACACUUGAGUUGUUUAUUUUCGUUGCUUUUAAGUGAAAUAACCUAUAUUUUGAAAAUUAUAUUUGGGGAGCAAGAUAGCAGGGAAUAACACAUGUUAAUACAGGGUAAUAAUGGCAGUGGUCUUUUUUAUUUUGUUCUUUUGGCCUCUGCAGUUGUUUUAAAUCGAAAUGAUUGUAAAUUGAGAGAGUUUUAAACGGUAUUAAAGUUCAUUACCAACAAAUAGUGCGCUUGUGUGCGUUCUUCUCUUAAAUGCCGGCGAUUGCUCAGUCCAAACGGUGAGCUGAGAAGGUCUAGUAACGCACGGAGUUUAUUUGCCGAAUUCGUUCAUUAUAAUCAGCCAGUGACAAAUACAGAAUUGGUUCUUAAGAAGUUAGAAACUGUAGCAAAUCAUUGCUGUUGAUUUCAAGGGUUUUUGUGAGUUCCAACAAACGCUUUUUCAUUUUUAGUUUUUAUAAAAAUGGGAAGGUUAACGACGUAGCCAAAUACUGCGAGACUUGGUUGCCAUGACGUCGUCAACAUUAACAGAGGAACAGUCACUGGAGACUCAUUCCGUCGUGAAAGAGCAGCAGGCAUAAUAUAUUUUUUUAUAACUGCCUCUGGAAAUAGAAUGUGGAAUGGCAAAAAGUCCACCACGCAUCUGGCGGAAACCAGGGGCGGGGAGACCAUUAUACCACCUGCCUUGGCUAGACUCCUGCUUGGAGGAAACUCUGCUGCCUGGCAAACCAUGGCAUAAAGUUUAUAACAGGCUGGCAGCUGCUCUUGCUCAUGAACUCGAAACACAGCUGAGAGACUUUCCCCAAAGCAAGUGCUCAUGGGAGCUUCUUGGAGGCCAUUUCCUGCAGACCUUCUUGCCUGUACUUGCUGAUCAGGCAUGGCAUUCGUGUCCUGAGGGUGAGGGGGCAUCUGUGGAGGGAGAGAUUCAUAAGCUGGUCUUCCUCUGCAAGAGAGCCGUGGAGAGCAGCCGUUGCCAGUGGAGUUCCGAUGGCAGCCAUGUUGCAGCCUGCCGAGAGAUGAUGGAUUUUGUCAGCGAUACCUACAACCUGGUGGCUUUUGAGAUGGAGCACAUGCUGGCUGUGGAGGAGAGAAAGCAUCAAGAACAGGAGGAGCUGGAUGUGGAGGAGGUGGACUCUGCCUGGGCGUUGACAGCGAGGAGACGCCGCCAGUCUGUGGAGAGCAGAUACCUGCACCUGAGCAUGCGCCGGAGUUCCACCUGUCGGAGCAGUAAUACAGAGACUCAGCUUGGGCUGGAGUGUGGAUGGUCCCCUGGUGAUUUUGAGCCAGGGGUGCAGUGUGCCAGUCUUACACCCCCGCCGUUACACUGUGUUACUGCAGAGCAGCGUGCUAGCCCUACACCCCCGCCGUUACACUGCGUGGAGAGCGAGGUGCUGGGUGGGGCCAUCUCCACGGUGCUGACCUCUGACCCUGGACGAAUGCAGGAAGUGUGCAAGAGGCUCGGUGGCCGGAUGCUGACAGUCUCCCUGCGCAGAUCAGUGUGGUUAGACAAGCUGCUGAGGUUACAGCCGUUCAGUUCUGACUCCACCUGGAGCCUGGAGAGGAGGGAGAGGGAGCGGUUUGGCCGGGCUGUGGAGCGCAGAGUGGCCACUCUGAAACUGAGAAGCGCCACUCACUCUCCUGUCUCUGGCCUAAUUGAGAAUGCUGUGGUGGAGGCCUAUGAACAGACCCCUUGCAUGCAGGCUUUUGCCACUAGUGAGCGGAUGAUCAGUGAGAGCUGUAAGGCCUUGAAUAUUCUAUAUGUGCACAGUGGGGUGUACCAGCCUUGCCUCGUCCACUGGCUGUUUCCCCUCCAGAUUGCAUUUCAACAGACCGCCACCAAAGCCGAACACUGCUACGAGCUGUCCAUGUACCUGCACCUGCUGACUCAGAGGCUUUUUCCGAGCGCAGAGGAGGUCCUGGCCAUGGGCGAGUCUGUGAUGAGGCGUCUGCAGGAGCACGACCCCAAUCUCCACACUCACUUACAGCACUGCGCCUCCACCAACACACUCCUGGACCCCAAGGAUUAUGCUAUUGAGUGUCUGGCACGAGAGAGGGAGAAGGUUCUGGAAGCUCUGGACAUCACCGGCACAUCCGAUGGACACCUGGCCGCCACUAGGAAGCUCCUGGAGAAUCCUGCAGUCUUCCUUCGCAAAUGGAUUGGAGAGGGCUUGGUGGGUGUGCUGGACCUGCCUGCGGUCCUGCUGGUCUGGGAUCAGCUCUUCAUGCAGGAUGGGAGCAGGAGAGUGAUGGAGGAUUUCUGCCUCACCCUGCUGCUGCUGCUCCGGAAGGAUCUGCUUUCUGCCUGUGAUUACCCAGGCAUGAGAGAGGUGCUGUUGGUCCACGCCAGCCACCUGCUCACGGCUGACAUUCAGCGGGCUUGGAUUCACCUGCAGCAGGGGGGUGUGGCAGACGACAUUCCAGGGUUUAACAGAUCAGACACAAGGUUUCUUUGUGGACCCUUUCCACAGGAGUCAGCACUACAUGGCCUCUUGGAGCUGGGGUCUGAAAUCCAGGUAGCUGUUUUUGACCCUUCCAAAGAAGCCCCAAGCCUGGAAAAAACUGUGGGUAAUCUGUCUUCUGAAGAAUCUUCAUUUCUGUAUCCCCCCUGGAUCGCCCACAAUCCUUCACUCUCUGUUCCUCACCAAUCCACUGUCCAACAGCCUUUUGACCUAUAUAUUGACUCAGUUCAUUACAUCCCUGACAAUGCCACCAUUAUAAAGGUGAUAGGCUGGUUCCUGCGCUCAGCGUUUGAGGACCUGCCUGACAUCGUGGCUCUCCCAGACCUCAGCUCUCCAGCCAGGAGCCCGCAGUUCCACUUUCACCUGACCGUGAAUCCAAGCAGCCAGAUGACCUUUGACCCCAACAUGCUGCUGCUGUUGCAAGUGCAAACCGUCUGUGUUGACACUGGAGAGCUGCGUUUGAUAGGUUGGCCUAAAACAUCUGUUCAGACGAUACCCGUCAGUGCUGCGAAAAUUUAUUUUCUGUUUCCAGGAAGCUGCAUCAUGCGGGUAUUUGAUGACGAGGGCAGGCUGACCGCUGGAGGGCACCAGUGCCCGCUGCGCCCAGGGGUGCCACUGAAGGAGGAGGCCCUGCUCACCGAGUCCGCUCUCCAGCAUCAGCCUGCGGUUCCCAGCACCACCGUCCUGUUCCGACUGUUACCCCACACACCCGAGUUUGUGCCAGCUCCGGACUACCGGAGCGGAUUUUAUCUCACUGACCGUGCCAAACCUAACAGAUCCGAACUGGAAAUAAUCUCCACGUUCCGAAAGGACAGAAGCUUCCCUGAGACUGUGCAGGAGAUGGUGAAGGAACAGGCGGAGAAGGAGGGGGCUGAUGUUUCUCCUGAGCAGGCCCCAGCAUGGUUGGAGCGCAGGCUUGGUGCUAGCGAGGGGAUGCUAUCCCAUCCGUCCCCAGCGCACCUGCCCGUGCUGCGGAUGCUGCGCUAUCGACAGCAGGCUGGAGUCCGUGUCCGAGUCACACAGGCCUUCGGGCUCCCCGGUGGCCUAUACGUGAAUGCAUUCAGCAAGGUCCUGAAAGGCACCCUCCAGGUCCCGGAAUGUCCCCAGGGCUGGGGUGGGGAGGAGAGCUUCCUCACUCGUCGUCAUGACUUCAGCAGUCUUCAGCGAGCCCCUCGGUGGACCGACCAAUCCUCCGUCCUGCACCCGUAUCUCGACCCCCAUACGGUCCUGCUGGUCAGGCUGUUUGCACUGGACGCAGUGUACCGGCCUGACCCCAGUGGCCAGGGGUGUGGCACAGUAUCUGCUCAAACCAGGGGCCGGCUGUCUCAGCUUGCAUGGACUGUCAUUCCACUGUUCGAAGGGCCUUACGCGAGCAGUGGGACUCAUUAUGCACCAUUGUUCCAGGGCUCCCCAGGCAAGGGGUUUCUGGGGUCUGUGAGUUCCUGUCCGGUGGAAGAGGCCACAGCGGGACACUUAAAGAGCCGGACCCUGAAGCUUUUGAAAGGCGCUGCGAGCGUGGCAGUACAGGUUUGGGAUGGGCAUUAUCUCGACGAUGAACGCCCCGAUCUGCCUGUGCUGGAUAGCCUUCUGCCUGUGGACAAAAAGAAGAAAUUCCUGAAGACUCAGUCCAGCAGGUCAGGACCGGAGAUGUCCCAGUUGGUCCUGCAGUCUCUGAGUCGUAAGAUCAGGAGGAAGGGACGGGGAGGUGCAGAGUACCAGAGAGAGGAGUCCUUCUACGAGGAGGCCAUGGGCUCCUCCUUCUGCUCUCUCAUGGGCACCUCACUGAUGGAUGCAGGCUGUGGACCUCUCUGAAGUAGGCAAGGGCCAUGAACUCAAGCAGAAAUAUGUGCGUUUCAUUUAUCAGCACAAACAAUCAGCUGAAUUGAUCCCAUGGCAGAGGAAUGGUAGUUGAUCAGUUUGUUAUGCUGAUUUCUAGAAAUUCCAGAAAUUAUUUUGAGUGAUUUCUUGCAUUUAAACCAAAUCAGAAUCAGAAUCAGAAUCGGGUUUAUUGCCAAGUAGGUUUACACAUACAAGGAAUUUGUUUUGGUCAGGUGGUGCGUAACAGUGAACAUAAAAUAAGAUAAGAUAAAUAGAGUAAGAGUGCAGUAAAAAACAUAACAGACAUAACAUAACAUAACAUAACAUAACAUAAACAUAGUACAAAACAAUAACAAUAGUGCAAGGGGAUAAAGUGGUUUGCAAGGGGAUAAAGUGGUUGGGUUGGGUUUUUAAAGAAUGGAUGUGGGUUUUUAAAGAAUGGAUGUGCUCUACAGCAGCCUUUGGGGAGAGAAGGUGUUUAAACACUGGUGGCAGUAGUAGCUGCAGUUGGUUUGUGCUGCGUUGCUCUGAAGCCAGUGGGUGUCUUACUGCAUGGUGAGUCAUAGGUUCUGCUCAGUGAUGUCAUCAUGUUCAGUAGAAACGGCUUUUUGGGAGAACAGAAUGUUGUCUGAGAAAAGAGCGACACAUGCGACUUACAGGUGAAUGUUGCUUACACGUGUGCAUUACCUGGGUGUUAUAUUACCAAACAAUGCUGUUUGAGGCUUGUGGUGCUUUUCCAAUUCCGUAAAAAAGGUAACCCACCUACUAUCCCUGUAUGCCCAUGUUAACAUGUCUAAUGUAAUAAAUACAAUAUUUCCAUUCA
Molecule: messenger RNA, 5948 nt
Organism: Anguilla rostrata (American eel)
Lineage: Eukaryota; Metazoa; Chordata; Actinopteri; Anguilliformes; Anguillidae
Exons: 27
Coding region: 1469-5119 (1216 amino acids)
Source: RefSeq, a predicted model, not a curated record